This is a messenger RNA of Xiphias gladius (swordfish), 4805 nucleotides long. Its product is annotated as radixin. Gene Ontology annotation, biological process: regulation of organelle assembly; positive regulation of protein localization to early endosome; positive regulation of early endosome to late endosome transport. Gene Ontology annotation, molecular function: actin binding; cell adhesion molecule binding. Gene Ontology annotation, cellular component: microvillus; apical part of cell; cytoskeleton. The transcript is spliced from 15 exons. The record is from RefSeq and is a predicted model, not a curated record. The coding region runs from base 287 to 2032 and encodes 581 amino acids. NCBI's taxonomy places the organism in Eukaryota, Metazoa, Chordata, Actinopteri, Istiophoriformes, Xiphiidae.
CCCGGCUGGCUCGACGGUGGCACCCCAAAUCGCCUUAUGGUUGUUUAGACUUCAACGGGUUUUUUUUUCUAUGUCUGUGGGAAUUUGUUUGGUCGAAGGCACGAAGAGAUAAGGAACGGGAACUACGAAAAGCUUCUCUUUUUUUCGUCAAAUUUGAAGAUACCGGGCCUUCGCAUCAAAUUAAAGACAUACUUCGUACCCCCGACCCUGUGAUACAAGUGUUGUUGUCGUCCUGUGACGGAUUUAUCCUCUCAGCUGACCGGUGUAAGGAGGAGAGGAAGCAAAGAUGCCGAAACCAAUCAAUGUCCGUGUGACCACCAUGGAUGCAGAGUUGGAGUUUGCCAUCCAACCUAAUACGACAGGAAAACAGCUCUUCGACCAGGUGGUGAAGACAGUGGGUCUGCGGGAGGUCUGGUUCUUUGGCCUACAGUACGUGGACAGUAAAGGAUAUAUCACCUGGCUCAAACUCAAUAAGAAGGUGACCCAGCAGGAUGUGAAGAAAGAGAACCCUCUGCAGUUUAAGUUCAGAGCCAAAUUCUUCCCAGAGGAUGUCUCAGAGGAGCUAAUCCAGGAGAUCACACAGAGACUCUUCUUCCUCCAGGUGAAGGAGGCCAUCCUGAAUGAUGAGAACUACUGUCCCCCAGAGACAGCUGUGUUACUGGCGUCCUACGCUGUCCAGGCCAAGUAUGGAGACUACACCAAAGAUGUCCACAAGCCUGGCUACCUCACGCAUGACAGACUGCUUCCUCAGAGAGUCCUGGAGCAACACAAGCUGACCAAGGAGCAAUGGGAGGACAGAAUACAGACUUGGCACGAAGAACACAGAGGAAUGCUCAGAGAGGACUCGAUGAUGGAGUAUCUUAAAAUUGCCCAGGACUUAGAGAUGUAUGGCGUCAACUACUUUGAGAUCAAAAAUAAGAAGGGCACACAGCUGUGGCUGGGUGUGGAUGCCCUAGGCCUCAACAUCUAUGAACAUGAAGACAAGUUGACACCAAAGAUUGGCUUCCCCUGGAGUGAGAUCCGCAACAUCUCUUUCAAUGACAAGAAGUUUGUCAUCAAACCUAUUGACAAGAAAGCACCUGACUUUGUGUUUUAUGCCCCGCGACUGCGCAUCAACAAGCGUAUCUUGGCAUUGUGUAUGGGUAACCAUGAACUGUACAUGAGGAGGAGAAAGCCCGACACAAUUGAGGUGCAGCAGAUGAAGGCUCAGGCCCGGGAGGAGAAGCACCACAAACAGAUGGAGAGGGCCCAGCUGGAGAAUGAGAAAAAGAAGCGAGAGCAUGCAGAGAAAGAGAAGGAAAGGAUAGAGCGUGAGAAAGAUGAGCUCAUGGAGAGGCUAAGACAGAUCGAAGAGCAGACGAUGAGAGCCCAGAAAGAGCUCGAGGAACAGACUCGCCUGGCAAUGGAGCUGGAGCAGGAGAGAAAGAGAGCAAGGGAGGAGGCCGAGAGGCUGGAGAGAGAGAGGCAAAUGGCUGAGGAGGCCAAGGCAGAGCUGGCCAAACAGGCUGAGGACCAGCAAAAGAACCAGGAGCAACUGGCUGCUGAACUGGCAGAAUUCACAGCCAAGAUCGCUCUUCUGGAGGACGCCAAGAGGAAGAAAGAAGAUGAGGCCACAGAAUGGCAGCACAAGGCUCUGUCAGCCCAGGAGGACUUGGAGAAGACCAAAGAGGAGCUGAAGACUGCAAUGACAGUGGUGCCAGCACCUCCUGGUGGCCAUGCUGAGAGUGAGCAUGAUGAGCAGGAUGAGAACCACGCAGAAGCCAGCGCUGAGCUUUCCAACGAGGGCGUAAGCCAGCUAGACCUCCGCAGCGAAGAGGCGCGCAUCACUGAAGCCCAGAAGAACGAGAGGGUUAAGCAACAGUUGCAGACAUUAAGUUCAGAGUUGGCCCAUGCCAGAGAUGAAACCAAGAAGACACAGAACGAUGUGCUACACGCUGAGAAUGUGAAAGCAGGCCGAGACAAAUACAAAACGCUGCGCCAGAUCCGACAGGGAAACACGAAGCAACGCAUCGAUGAAUUUGAGUCCAUGUGAGAACAGCACCUCUCUCCCCUCGACCCGCUUUCCCUCAGGGGUACCUGUUCCCGAACUUUCCCCUCAGCGGCUGCUCAAUUUUCAUGGACAACAGAUGCUGCCGUCCUUGUUAUCCCAGUGAGUCCCUCUCAACACACCGAAGCAAUCUUGAGAAAUUAUCUUGUCAAACUUUGCCAAAGUCCUGUCCCACAUCUCCACUCAAAAAGUUUGAAAAUCUCCGAUAUGGAGCUGCUUACCUGCCACUUUGAACAAGCAAAUAUCGUCGAACUGCAGAGGUCAUCUGUAAUCGUUAAGCACAGGGGAAAAGAAAAACUGUAAAACCAAAAUGGAAGUAAUUGGAUUUUUUUUUUUAUUUUUGAGCAAAAUGGCCAUAGAAAGCUACUUUUGUUGUUUUUGUUUUGCUUAAUGACUUGUAUGCAAAGCUUUAGUAUGAUUCCAAUGUCUUCAGUUAAAGAUUACCUGUCCUCUCCUUGUUUUUAAGUUCUUUUCCUCUCCUUUUGUUUGACUCGUUUUAUCGAUGAUACCCUUCUUUUUAGUUGUCUGUUGAACAAAAUUAGGAGUUUGGGAAUAAAUUAGGUCACUAUUUUCAUUCAUUGUCAAAGCGCUGCUAUGUUACAUCAUAUCACAUUUCACAUGCUAAAUAUGCUAAUUCGCCUGGCAUCUGUAAGUCAUUUCACUCUACUCAGUCGUUCAAACUAUUACCUACACAUUAAUAGGUUUAUAUAAAAUGAAACUGCAGUAUUUUAAUAGUUUUAUUUGAGGCUGAAUAUCAAGAAUAGCAAUAUUUUCCAAUUUUGAUUUAAAAAAUCCUUUUUGCGAAUGAAAUUGAAGUCAAUUGACGGUCGUAGGGAAAAGAGUGACCCAACUUGUCGCAUGGCAGGUUUUGAUGAACGAAUGUAGCAAAGGUAACAAAGGGAAAGUGUUUUUUACAUGCAGAGGUAAUAGGACAGCAUGUAAUGAGCUUGUGCCACUGAGCUAUCGCCCUCAAGCUUAAAAGUGUUAUGAAGAUAAGCUAAUUGGUUGUAGUGUAGCCGUGUGUUUCUGUGUGUGUGUGUAUUUUCCAGUUGCAUCCCAGUGUUUCAUUCCCAGUCACCAUAGAUGGUUUUCUCUGCCUACCAGCUCACAAAGGAACCCAGGGUAUUAAAUGGAAAGACAGAAGAACAGACAGAUGAGUAAUGUGUUCAGGCUGUUUGUCUGUCUGUCCAACUGUGUGAGUGUUAGUCUGUUUGUGUGUGUGUGUGAGAGAGAGUAUAUAUGGAUAUGUACAGGUAUGGCUGUUGACGCCUGGCACCUCUCUGGCUGGGGAGCUUAUGAAAACAUCAGUCCUCAACCCGGGACAAAUCUCUACCUCAGUAAUGUUAGCAGUGGUGACUGACAGUCAAACACUCAGGGUGUCAUCCCCCCGUCCCUUUUCAAAAGAACAAAACAAAAAAUAAAGUCAUGAUUUUACUCGGUUGCUGUUACAUCCUUGGGCGGUGCUCCUGGGCAGGCUACGUUUUGUCUGUACGUUGGUAAAGUGAGAUCCAGUUUGAAAAGUGUUAUUUCUUUCAUAUGAAACUAGUUUUACUAAAUGGUCUCUCCGUGCUCCUGGCCUUGCUCAGAUGUUUUUGUUCAUUUCUCAUUUUGUCCGAAAAACAAUGAGGAAGGUGAAAUAAAUAAUGUUAUAAAUAUCAGAAUGGAGAUGUACUAAAUACAGGGCAUUUUCAGAAGAAGCCAGGUCUAUUUGUCGUUCCCUGACUGAGUCCUGCGAUGUGUUUGGGUUCUUUGGAGUCUAUAGAGCCAGUUGGACACGAGAACUCUUAAAGAAGGUUCUUCUGUAAAUUGAUUAAAAGGGCCUUCAGUGUGCUCAGAACUUUUCUCUCCUCUUUGAGAAUUUAACUUUAAGGAGACAGUUUGCAGACCUGCAGUGAAUUCUUGGCACUGAGAGACAUGUAUUCAUAAAGAGAUGAGUUAUUGUUCUUAAUGUGAAGGGACCUCAUUAUUGUGAUUUGUGCAAAUCUCUCUCCAGAAUAUAAUGGAGCAUAGGCCAAUUUCUUCCCCUAAAAUUGUAUUAUAAAUUCUCAUCUAACAACAUUGUUUGUGCUCAGACAACAAAUUGAUUCUAUAUUUUGUGGGGUGGAAAGUAUGUUCCAGGGUGCAUUUUUGAAAUGAGUGAACAUUACGUUUUCCUUUUUUUUUUUUUUUUUUUUUUUUUUUAAUUAACAAUAUGAAAAAUGUUUAUGGUAUUAUUUGUUACGCUAUACUUGACAGCUGGUGUGGGUUGACAUUUUUUUAAUAGUUUGAGUUUUAAAGUAAAAGCACUUGUAUGAAACAAGACACUGAAGCCUGCCUUUUGUGUUUAACUUCACAGUGUCCAUUGUUAGUGUUGUGUUUGCCAUAGCAGGUGAAAAAAAAAAAAAGAUCCUGUGCUUCCAGCUCAUAUUUUUGUAUUGUGUUCAAAGACCCUAAACCAGCAGCACGCAUCGCUAUACUGCACAGCUUCACUGGAGGGGAAAACUCCUGUUGACAUGUGCACGCCCCCAGACCUUCCACAAUCAAGCUGUAAGCUUCAGUUGGACUCUGUCUCUCUGUCCAACAGAAUAAUAUUAGCCAGCCUGUCCCCUCCAAUGAAGCCAGCGUCUAUGAUGAUGACUGCUCUGGCACCAGCUGUCAUGUUUUGCAGUUUGUUUGCUUUUUUUUCUCCUAAUGUACAUGUUACUAUUCUUUAAGAUAGAAGGCACAGAUGGAUUGCAGUCUAUUUCAUUGGUUCACAAAUAAAAGUUUUAAAUUUUGA